UUUCCCUCAGAGGCGGCGCCGCUCAGGGCAGGAGAGCCGCCGCCGCCGCCGCCGCGAUGGGUUCGGAGAAGGACUCGGAGUCUCCGCGCCCGGCCUCCCUCCACGCCGCCGCGCCGCCGGCUAAGUGCCCGAAGGGCGGCGGCGGCGGCGGUGGGGGGGCCCCGGGGCCCGGAGGCAGCUGGGGCCGCCGCCGCCGCCGCCUCCUGAGCUUCCAGAGCGUCUUCUCGGCCGCCGCCUCGGCCGCCUCGUCCUCCGGCGCAGGGGUCCGCCGCCGCCGCCGCGCCAAAGCCAAGCCGGAGCCGCCGCCCGAGACGGCGCUGGAGGAGCGCGAGGCGGCGUCGGCGUCCGAGGAAGGCCUCCCGCCGCCAGCCCUGCCGCCGCCGCCGCCGCCGCCGCCCGCCUCGCCCACCGGCCCCGCCGCCGCCGCCGCCGCCGCCGCCCCGUCGUCCCCGGCGGAGAGCGAGGGCGAGCCCGGGGCGGCGGGGGCCGAGGAGGACGGGGGGGCGCCGCCGUCGGAGCUGGAGUGCCCGCUGUGCCUGGUGCGGCAGCCGGCGGGCAACGCGCCCCGCCUGCUCUCCUGCCCGCACCGCUCGUGCCGCUCGUGCCUCCGGCAGUACCUGCGCAUCGAGAUCACCGAGUCGCGCGUCAACAUCAGCUGCCCCGAGUGCAGCGAGCGGCUCAACCCGGCGGACAUCCGCCUGCUGCUGCGCGACUCGCCCCAGCUGGUGGCCAAGUACGAGGAGUUCAUGCUCCGCCGCUGCCUGGCCGCCGACCCGGACUGCCGCUGGUGCCCGGCCCCGGACUGCGGUUAUGCUGUUAUUGCCUAUGGAUGUGCCAGCUGCCCUAAACUGACUUGUGAGAGAGAAGGCUGCCAGACUGAGUUUUGCUAUCAUUGCAAGCAGAUAUGGCACCCCAACCAAACUUGCGACAUGGCCCGCCAGCAGAGAGCACAGACUCUGCGAGUAAGGACAAAGCACACCUCAGGCCUCAGUUACGGACAAGAGUCUGGUCCAGCCGAUGACAUCAAGCCAUGUCCCCGCUGCAGUGCCUACAUUAUCAAAAUGAACGAUGGCAGCUGUAAUCAUAUGACUUGCGCUGUAUGUGGCUGUGAAUUCUGUUGGCUGUGUAUGAAGGAAAUUUCUGAUUUGCAUUACCUCAGUCCUUCUGGUUGUACCUUCUGGGGCAAAAAGCCAUGGAGCCGUAAGAAGAAGAUUCUAUGGCAACUGGGAACGUUGAUUGGUGCCCCCGUAGGGAUUUCUCUGAUUGCUGGCAUUGCUAUUCCAGCCAUGGUCAUUGGGAUCCCUGUUUACGUUGGGAGGAAGAUUCACAGCAGAUACGAGGGAAAGAAGACUUCCAAACAUAAGAGGAAUUUAGCUAUCACGGGUGGAGUAACCUUGUCUGUGAUUGCAUCCCCUGUCAUUGCUGCGGUCAGUGUUGGUAUUGGUGUCCCUAUCAUGUUGGCCUAUGUGUAUGGAGUAGUCCCCAUUUCUUUGUGCCGAGGAGGAGGUUGUGGUGUCAGCACAGCCAAUGGAAAAGGGGUUAAAAUUGAGUUUGAUGAAGAUGAUGGGCCAAUUACAGUGGCAGAUGCUUGGAGGGCACUCAAAAACCCCAGCAUCGGUGAGAGCAGCAUUGAAGGGCUGACGAGUGUUUUGAGCACCAGUGGAAGCCCCACCGAUGGGCUCAGCGUCAUGCAGGGCAACUACAGUGAAACAGCCAGCUUUGCUGCACUCUCUGGAGGCACUCUAAGUGGCGGAGUCCUUUUAGGAGGGAAAGGAAAAUACAGCCGGCUUGAAGUGCAGGCUGAUGUGCAGAAAGAGAUCUUUCCAAAGGAUUCGGUCAGCCUCGGAGCCAUCAGUGACAAUGCGAGCACACGAGCCAUGGCAGGCUCCAUCAUCAGUUCCUACAAUCCCCAGGACAGAGAGUGCAACAACAUGGAAAUCCAGGUGGACAUAGAGACCAAGCCCAGCCAUUAUCAGCUUGUUAGUGGAAGCAGCACCGAGGAUUCCCUCCAUGUCCCGACCCAAAUGGCAGAAAACGAGGAGGAGGAAGAGGAGGAGGAGGAGGAGCAAAUAUGCAACCACCAAAGCUGUGAGCAGAAGGACUGUGUGGCCAGCAAAACCUGGGACAUCACUCUGGCACAGCCCGAGAGCAUCCGCAGUGACCUGGAGAGCUCAGACAGCCAAUCCGACGAUGUGCCCGACAUCACCCUGGAUGAAUGUGACUCCCCCUUCCCCCAGACUGCUGCCUGCCUCCACCCCCCCAGUGCCAGAGGGGCUGGGAGCCCAAGUGCCCGCAUUGGCCACUGUGCCCAAGCAGACGGACACCGGCCAGAGGAGAGAACACUGGAGUGCCUUGAGGCCCGAGGGUGAAGCCCCUCCCUCCCCCCCCCUCAGCUUUUGCUCCUGGUUCCCCGGGUGACUGCCCUAAUCUGGACCCUGGGUACAUGGCUUUUCUUACAUGAGGAUAAAACCUCAGUUUUCUUUUUUUAUUUAUUGAUUUAAGCGCUUGGUGAUGCUCAGUGAGUUCUGUAAGAGUGUACAUAAAUGUGUGCGUGUAUAUUGUAUGUUUGCCAAACACACACCUAAAGAAUGCCUUUAAUAAAUAUUCCUGUUCCAUUCUCAUUGGA
Molecule: messenger RNA, 2626 nt
Organism: Pantherophis guttatus
Lineage: Eukaryota; Metazoa; Chordata; Lepidosauria; Squamata; Colubridae
Gene: RNF19B
Product: ring finger protein 19B
Biological process (GO): protein ubiquitination
Molecular function (GO): ubiquitin-protein transferase activity; zinc ion binding
Source: RefSeq, a predicted model, not a curated record